Molecule: messenger RNA, 4503 nt
Organism: Microbotryum saponariae
Lineage: Eukaryota; Fungi; Basidiomycota; Microbotryomycetes; Microbotryales; Microbotryaceae
Source: the annotation of a GenBank genome assembly
AUGGAGGAGCCAGUGAGCCCGAGCAAGCGGCGAUCGUCGGGAUCUCACUCGGUCGACACGACCUCGACCGCGCUCAGCAACGAACCAUUACCGCUCAAGAUGGGGCCCGGAGCCACUGCAACACUCGGGGAGACGACAACCAGUCCCCCGGAUCCAUCGUCGCUCAGUGAUCCCAUGUCGUCUCGAUACACGCUGGCCUCGACGGCACCGUUGGACCCGACCUUGGCCGUCUCGCCCGGCUCGUUUCCCCUGGCGUCGCCGCCGUCGUCGGUCGCCUCCUCCUCACCCGUGGCCCUCACGUCGGCUGCCGUCGCCUACCACGACUCGUUUUCUUCUCCGCCUUCCUCCUCCUCUCGCGUAGUCCGUACGAAUGCGCACACCACGGCCGCGGGGGGAGGAGGGCGCAAGGCGAGCGUGAGCCUAAACCUGUUCAAGGAGACGACGUCGAUCCCCGACAAGGAGCUCGAGGCGCUGCGGCGGCCGUCAAAGUCGCGUCUACCUUCUAGCACACGGUCGGAGACGAGUUCCAUCAUGGUUCUGAACGCCAAGAGCCCCUCGCUGUCGAUCAAGGGCAAGGAGCGAGCGACCGCGAUUAAGCAGACGAAUGCGACGCCGUCGACCCACACAUCACCUGAACCGAACCACUUCUUUGCUCCCGGUUCCCCCUUUUCUUCGCAACGCGCCUCCAUCUCUCGCUCCGUCUCGGCCUCGCAGGCCCAGGGUCGCUCGUCGCAAAGCCGUCGCUCGUCGCCGAACAUCCUCCCUUCUCCGAGCAAGGGCGAUCGAUCGGGUCACCCGUCGCCUGCGCUGUACAUUGGGCCGAGUGGAUUGACGACGAGUCGACCCGCGAGUCCACGGCUGACAAGCCCGUGGAUAACCGUAGGGACGACCGGUGGUGGUGGAGUGUUGGGUUCCCCCGUGCCCGAAUUCUCCUUACCGAAUGCAGCGAUGCCACCCCAUUCGGUCCACGACAUUCUCGGCCCCCCUGUAGUGCCCAUUCCUUCGAGAGGUUCUUCGACCACCUCGGAACCUGCACCUUCUCAUGCAGGAUCCUCCCCCUCCGUCUUGAACGAGCCACCACCACCACCACCUUCGAUUCCGAGUUCGACGUCGAGUUCGGUCUUCAAACUCAUCUACUCGCCCAAGCCGUUGGGGCACGAGUCUUCCGCAAACGGGACCUCGACGGCGACGCAGAGCCUAGUCGAGGGUGUACGACGGCUCGUGCUAGACCAAGGGGCGACGAGUCCGACGCGCGCAGUGCCGACUGGGCCGCCGGAGAAGGCCGUGGCCUCGACUUUAGCCCCGCCCUCGACGUCGGCUUCGACUUCGGCUCCGGUCAAUAUCGCGCCUUCGAUAGCCUCGAGUGAGAGUGUCAGUACGUACGAUGACGCGACGACGACCGAGGACGAAGACGAAUGGAGCGACGACGAGGACGAAGAUGACGAAGAUGACGACGACGAGGACGAAGAUGAUCGAGAUGACAUCGACGACGGAGCUCAGGACGGGGACGAAGAGGACGGCAAUCUCGAAGAAGAAGGAGCGCCCCUUACCCGCGGCGAAACGCUCGAAUCGCGGGACGAAGAGUUCGAGCUCGACGUCGGUCCGCUCAAGGACAAGAUCGCGCAGAACGGCGGUGGGACGGUCGAGAUGCGCUGUGCUGCCGACGGCGACGAGUGGGGGUCGAGGCUGCUGGGCAGGGACGGCACGAUCGCGGCGACGGUUCCGCUCGAACCUUACAAUCACCAGGUCGGAGGCCACAACCACAUCUUCCGCUUUUCCAAAAAGGCGAUCUGCAAGGUACGGUCGCGGACAUCUGAUAGCGUUACGCAUUUGGCCAUAAGCUAACCGGGAUUUAUGCCUCUUUCCCUUUGCAGCCGCUGGCGUCGCGAGAGAACGAGUUUUACGAAGCCGUCGAGCGCUCCUGCCCCAAGCUGCUCGCUUUCGUCCCGCAAUAUCUCGGAGUCCUAAACGUCACGUAUCGGAGACCGGCACUAAGCUCGCGCGAGUCGUCGCGGGCCCGAACCUCGACACCGCAACUGCCCGAACGACGCAUAUUUCGGGAAAAGAGCGCGGCGACGGUGCGCAGCGUUGAGGAAGGAGGAGGCGGAGGUGGACUCGGUGCGGAUGAGGCGGCGAUGGAAGAGGUGCCCGAAGUCGUCCUUGAUCGCAACCGCCACAUCAUACCCGAUACGCUCGUCUGGGACGUCACCAAAGGCCUGCGCCGGAGUGGCCGCAUGCACCGCAACGCGCGACGCAAGUCCGGCAACAACACCGACCCCGAGCUCCUGGGCGGGGACGCGAGCACGGGCACGACGACAACCACCGGCGGCGGUGGGGGUGGGUCGAACCUGCUCUCUAGCCCUGAUAUCGCACCUUCGUCCUUUUCCAUCAGCGGCAGCGUUGGCGAAGACACGCCGCUCUCGUCGUUGUCCGCGGUUCCGUCGUUCCCCCUAUUGAGUGCGACGCCACCGACGCCGCAUUCGACGCCCGUCGACGCCAACUAUGUCGAGUCGGCGCUCGUGCGACGGCAGCACCAGCGCCUCGGGCAAUCGCCCGUCGCCGACGAUACGGCGCUGCGGAGAUCGUUCGCUCGGCGCCUCUCCCCGAGUCGAUCAUUGUCGUCGGGUGCCGUCUUGGGCUCGGCCUCGCCGGCCGUCUCCCGCGUCGGGCGCCACACGACAGGCACGGGCUCAACGACGGUCAACACACGCUUAUGCGAACAGGUCCUGCGCGAGGUCUUUAGCUCGCCCAAGCUGCGCGAAGGGCGUCGCGGGUGGAAGGAAGGCAAGCGGCACGGCCUGUCGGGGACCAACAGCGCGUCGAACCUCGGCACCGGUGGCGAAGCGACCCCUGUCAGUGCGCGUGCGGCCUCGCUGCAGCGACCCGAACGACCCGAGCUGCGCGAGACGCAGUCGACGGGCGCCCUGCUGCGCACGCGACAAUCGAGCGUCGAGAACGGUGUCGUCGAAGAGCGGCAGAGCCGCUCGCGGCACCUUUCGUUCGGUGCCGGCGGCUCGCAGCGCGAACGAGGCUGCAGUGUCGGCUCGCAGGAGGGCAUGUUCGCCAUGGACGAUGUCAGCGAGCCUGGAGGGACCACGACGAACGCCGCUUCGUCCCCCUCGCUCCCUGCGACGACCUCCUCCCUUUGCCCCGUCGACGAAACUGCUCCACUGCCGGCGAGCGACCACCCCUUGAAACGCCAGGCCAACCCCGUCGUUGCAGAGAACCCACCAUCCGAGCCCACAAUCGGAUCACCCCCUUCCUCGUCCUCGAUUCCGGCCGUCGUUGAGCCUUCUGUACCGCCGCCGCAGUCAACCGAGACACCGACGGCACCCUUGCGCCAGGAGCAGUUCAUCCUGAUGGAGGACCUGACGGGCUCGCUCAAGUCGCCGUGCGUGCUCGACCUCAAGAUGGGGACGCGCCAGUACGGCAUCGCCGCGACCCCGGCCAAGAAGGCGAGUCAGACCAAGAAAUGCUCCAAAACGACAAGCCACGACCUCGGCGUGCGUAUUUGCGGGAUGCAGGUAAGUGACCUCGUCGGUGCUGGUGUUGCUUGGGUGAUCGCAAGGCCUCUGAUGCGACGGAACGUUCGUGCCCUUUCACUGGCAGGUCUUCAAGUCGGCCGAGGGCAGCUACGUCUUCCAGGACAAGUACUUUGGCCGCAACGUCACAACGCGGGAUUUUCCCUCCGUCCUGGCGCACUUUCUCUCGAACGGCGUCGAGGUGCUCGCGUACCAGAUCCCCAUCAUCCUCCGACAACUGUACCGCCUCGCGUCGAUCAUCAAAGGGUUGAACCGUUAUCGCUUCUACGCCGCCAGUCUGCUCUUCAUCUACGACGGCGACGCCGAGGCGCAAGCAAAUCUGAAAGCGCAGAUGUCUUCGGGGGGUCAGGUGUCGUCGACGGGCGAAUCGAGUUGCGUCACGACGUCGACGGGCGAAUCGAGUUGCGUCACGACGUCGACGACGACGACAUCGACGUCGACGGGCCUCUCUGAUUCCCCCUCGGGCCCCGUCUUGGACCGACAUCGUCACGCCUCGGCCUCGUCGCACGCCCACCGUCACCAUGGCAAGAAGCAUCGCGUGCCCCCCGGGGGGGUGACGAUCCGCCUUAUCGACUUUGCCCACUGCACGACUGGCGACGACUUUAUCGCCGUCGAUGAACUCGCCGCCUCGAUGUCAAAGUGUUCCGACGAGGGCAAUGGUUCGUCGCCAUCGGUACCAGCUCCGGGAACGAUUCUUCCCGACGGUCGUGUCGUCGCGAGCUUCCCACCUACGCAUCCGAACCAAGCCGACCUCGGUUUCCUCCUCGGGCUCAAAAGUCUCGCCUCGUCAUUGACGAUGAUCUGGAACCAAGAACGGGCCCAGGGCAACGCACCGGAAGAGCCGCUCCACGUCGAAGGGGAAGGCAUCUGGGCCGAGAUCUGGGGUCCCGAAGUCGGGAUGGAGAUGGGUCUCGGGAAAGGCGUGACGCCCGAAACGGUGUAUGAUCUUGCGACUGCAUAG